Molecule: messenger RNA, 5186 nt
Organism: Calidris pugnax (ruff)
Lineage: Eukaryota; Metazoa; Chordata; Aves; Charadriiformes; Scolopacidae
Gene: DCPH1
Product: acidic residue methyltransferase 1
Exons: 5
Coding region: 14-1345 (443 amino acids)
Biological process (GO): DNA damage response
Cellular component (GO): nucleus; cytoplasm
Molecular function (GO): phosphatase activity
Source: RefSeq, a predicted model, not a curated record
GGGGCGGAGCAAGAUGGCGGCGGGAGCGGUCUUACCCGUCUCCCUCUCGGGCAGGUUUAAGGGAUCCUUUGCGUAUUUUACAAUUAAAGACAGACUGCCCCAGAUCCUCACAAGAGUUAUUGAUACUCUGCAUCGCCAUAAAAAUGAAUUUUUUGAAGAACACAGUGAGAAGGGUGUUGAAGCAGAGAAGAGAGCUAUCUCUUUUCUCUCCAAACUGCGGAACGAACUGCAAACAGACAAACCAGUGACCCCUUUAGAAGACGAGCUGCCCGAUGCUGCACUGUGGAACCAAUACCUAGACUACCAACGAAAUUUAUCAAAUGGGAAUGGAGAGCCGAGUUGGUUUCAGUCCCCUUGGUUAUUUGUGGAGUGUUACAUGUACCGAAGGAUUCAUGCAGCCUUAGCGCAAAACCCACCUAUUGACAACUUUGACGUAUUCAAGGAAGGAAAGGCUCAAAAUUUCUUUGAAUCCCAAGAAGCUGUUAUUGCCCUAUGCACUUACUUUCAGGAUCUUCUUAAAAACAUCAAGGAUCUAGAUGAAAAGCAACUUAAGGAGGAACUUUUUAAGCUAUUGCAGGUGUCAUUGUGGGGGAAUAAGUGUGACCUUUCUUUUUCAGCCGGUGAAGACAGCUCCCAGAAAUCUAGUCCUUUACAAUCCCUGGAAAAUCUGAUACCUUACAUCUUAGUGAAUGAUAUGGAAAAACUUUGGUCAGUACUCGUAAAUGCCAAAAAAAAUGAUACAGAAAAUAGUAAAGUUAGAGUUGACAUAAUCCUGGAUAAUGCUGGAUUUGAACUUUUAAGUGAUCUUGUGUUGGCCGAUUUCCUGUUAUCAUCAAAGCUAGCUGAUGAAGUCCAUUUUCAUGGAAAAAGUAUUCCAUGGUACGUGUCAGAUACCACAAAGCAUGAUUUUAACUGGACUAUUAAACAACUGCAGUCAGCUAAUCAUAAGUGGAUGUCUAAAUGUGGGAUAAACUGGGAGGGCAAUUUGAAAAAGGGAGUUUGGGUUUACUGUGAUCACAUGUUUUGGACUUUGCCACAUGACUUUUCUCGUAUGGCUGAAGUUGCUCCUGACUUGUAUGCUGAUCUACAGAAGUCAAACUUGCUUCUUUUCAAAGGUGAUCUAAACUACAGAAAACUUACAGGAGAUAGGAAAUGGGAAUAUACUUUUCCAUUUCAUCAAGCCUUGAACAAGUUCCAUCCUGCGCCUCUCUGUAGUUUGAGAACACUCAAAUCUGACACUCAGGUUGGCCUAAAACCUGGACAAGGUGAACAAAUUCAGGCUUCUGAACCUGAAUGGAUGAUAAGUGGAAAAUACGGGAUAGUUCAAUUUGAUGCUGCUCUGUAGUUAAAUGGUUCCUAAUAUUCUGAGAGAGAGAUUCAGUCUGAGUUUUAACUACUUCCUCUGUUCCAUGCUUGGCUUCAGCAAAGAUUCUUUUUUGUUUGCACUUCUUCUUCCCAAGUGAUUUGUUGUUUCUGUUCCACAAAUGACUUCAGUGUUGUGUAAAAGUUUACAAACAGUAACAGUUUACAAACUGUCUUUGUAUACAUACAUCAGUCUGCAUUUCAAUAUAUUUUGUUUUCCUAAUGCCCAGUUAAGAUGAACAUGCAGUUUUCCAUAAUAUUUUUUUCUUCAUGAGUGGGUAUGAGUUUAUGGCUAACAAGUGAAAAAUCUGCUUCAGAAACUAGUUCCUCAGUCCCACAUUAGUGUGUAUUUACUUAUUUCAGGAUAAUUUGUGCUUCAUGUGUCAUGCUUCGCAUGAAAUUUAAUAUUUAUAGAAUGCACAAAUUAAUUCCAGGUAGAUACUUUGCAACCCAUUGCAGGAUUGUAUUUUAAAACUGUUGAAAAUUGAGUUGACUUCUACCAAGACUUUACUACAUAAGUUGGUUUUACUUGUUUCUUGUGUCCAUGGACAAAUAACUUUUGAUGUUUUGAGUAUAGUUUGCUGUACAUUAAAAGAAGAGUUCUUGGGUGAUACCUUGUAAAUAUUAAUUUAGAAUUUGAAAAUUAAAUUUUAAUUUUAAACUACAAGUGGAUGUUGCUAGGCAGUUUGCCUGUAGAAGGAGAGUUGUUGCAUCUGGCAGGAGGAUUAGGGGGAGGAAGGACACUCUCAUUUUAAGAAUAUGGAAGAUACUGUUUAUCCAAGAACCUCUACCAAAAAAAAAAGCACACAAAAAAACCAAACCCAAACCAAACCAACCAACCUAACCAGUUACAUUAACUGGAUUUUAGACUUAAAACAGAUUUGUUUGUGUAAACAGAUUGUUGGUGGUUCGAGCACUGCUGCCUGUUUCUAUUCUGAUAAUUCUCUUUAUUUGUCAAAUGUAUUUGUUUCUUUAAGAAGGAUGCCAUGAUUUUCAUGGGAAAAAUACAACAACAUGCACUGAGAAGUGUAUGUGACAGAAACAUACACCAUACCAGGUUGCUGCUGAUUGGAGCUGUUAGAUGCCAAAUUCUUCUUUUCUGCCCUGGUCUAAAAUUACUCAGAAUUUGGGGGAAAAUUUUGGGAUAUUUUAGUGAUUUUUCAGGGUGAAGUGAAAGGAAAAUGGAAAUGCAUUAUCUGUUUAUAAAGGAAAAAGUAAAAAUAGAUUCUGUUAAGACUUAAAAUACUUCUAUGGUUUGAAAUAAGGCCUUUGACAGGAGACUGGUGCAAUGUCAGUGAUAACCAAAGGUUUGUUAGAAAACGGUGGCAGAAUUAGCCGUAGAGUCUGACUGGGUUCUGCUUUUGUCUAGAGCUGCUAAGAGGAGGUGCACUUACCCCUGGUAGCCAGGGUGGCUGUUACAGACAACAGGAGUAGACAGCAGAGAAACUUCCUUUUCCAAUUUACCUACAUCUUACACAGUGAAAAAGAGAGGACAGAAGUGGCGUUAUUGAGUAUGUUCUGGAAGUGGUGCUAUAGCAAGGGAAUUUAAAUGUCUGUCUGGUAGAAAGUGGAUUUAGAAAGACUCCUGUGCUUACGGUUAACCGAAGACAAGAGUAAGCUUUGGCAGGCCAAAGAAAUAGGAGGGGAAGAUGGGGCAGCAUUUUGUACCUAUUUCAGGCUUUGAAAAUGAAGCUGGAUUCCUCUUCUGGUCAGUGAAAUCACUGGCAAAGCUUGUCUUCUGGAGAGAAUCAGCUGCAGCUUGUUGGGCUUGUACAAUAAAGAUCUGUACAGUGGGUAAAUACGCUCCAACUGCUGAUGACUUUGAUUGCUUGUGUUUGUGUUGUUCUUCUUACAUCUGAAAGUAUGUUAGUAUUUUAAAGUUCCAAGUUAAGGUAUUAAAAAACUAAGAUGCUUGGAAUUUCAGGGGGCAAUGUGAUACUGUAGGUAGGGUUCUGCUUUUGAGACCUGGGUUUAGUGUUCCCAUCUGCUUUGUAUUUCUGACUUAGUACUCCUAAAGGAUGCUUAUCCUUGGGCACCUGAUGAAACGGCAUAAAUUAGAAAUCCAGUCGAGAGAGCUGAAGGUCAGAGCUCAGGGGGACUCCAGCUUUGGUGCUUUGAUAAAUACAUAAGUGACACGAUGAAGCACUGGAGCAUCAGUUUCUCAUCUGUGAAAAUGCUGGUAACUUGUAUUAAAUGCACUUUAAAACUACAAUUUUGGAUUGAAGACAGAGGGAUGGAAGUUGUGGAAUAUGUGCAAUGCAAGCUUCCUGCCUUGUUCAGAGAGGCAACAUGAUGAGGGGAAGAAAUCUUUGCCUGUGGACAGAUUGUUUGUAAGGUGCUGACUUAAUUUGCUGGGGAGAUUUAAAAGUGUGUAAUGGACAAGAAGAGAAAGGAUUGUUUCACUGUUGAGGCCAGCCCUGAAGAACAGAUUUGCCUUUUGCACAAUCCUUACACAUGCUGAGAAGCUUGGUUUCAUUUUCCACUGGUUUCCAUCUGUCUCUCUGAGCCCAGGUUGCUCUCAAGCUGAAAACUCACAAUGCAGAUCACUGAAAAUUAAUAUUCUGAAGUUGUGAUAAAUGGAUUCCUGCAAAAUGGUAAAUCCCUUGGGAGAUGCAGCAGUAUUUGCUCGGUAUUACUGAGUCAGGCUCAUCAGAGAUUGUUGCAUUGAUGUUUGUGAGGAAACAGGGCAGUGAUGUCAUGAGUACCAUAAGACAUGCAGUUCUUUGAAUCUUAGUAACAGACAUGAUGUCAUGCUGGAAAAAAAACGAAAGAAAGAAAUUGAGUUAAUUCUGUUCUCCAGUUUAUUAAGUGUGCACUUUUCAUCUUUUGCCCCUCACAAGAGAAGUUUAUAUGAUAAUACACAGCAUGAGUACAUAGUUACAUGAGGAGUGCACAGCCCUAACUUCCAAAUACUUAAUUUCUUGACUUCUGUAGCUGUAAUUGCAAAGUGGUAUCUAUAGACAGAACUGAAUAUGCAGCAUACUUUUCUGUUGGUUAGUUCGUUAUAUUUUUGUAAAAUUUGGAUUGAUUAUAUAAAAAAAAAAUAAAUAAAAUGGUGCUGUAAUGCCAGCGUUACAUUCUUCCAUGGCACAAAAAUGUAAUGAAGACAGAUAUUGUGACAAGGCUCUGUGUUCUGCUGUAGGGUUAGCUACAGUUCAGUUGAAAAUAGGAAGUGCUUUUGUAGAUACUUAAUGUAAAUUACUUGUGUAGUAUAGCUUCAUGAAAUGGCAGCAUGUGCCUACUGCAUUUAAGUGGAAUUUACUGUUACACAAUAUCAAGCAUAUGUUAUAACAAUAGCAUAUGCUAAAAUACAGCAUGAUUUUUUUUUCUUGAGUAUUCAAGAAAGUUGCUUCUGUACAUCCGUGUUACAACUGAUUGCCCAAAAUGCUUGUACAGCAUAACUCGGGAACUACUGAAUUGUAUACCCAGAUUCUUGACAUUUUCAUUUCAUGUGCCAUUUGAACAUUUAUAGCAAAAAAAAGGGCAUUUUGAGCAAUUCUGAGGACCACAACAGACCAGCGUCUUCUGACUUCUAUUUUUUCUUUUUGUUCUACCUUUUGAGCAACUGUAUUUGUGAAUCGGGUUUUGAUAGUGAUUAUUUUCAUUUAUGAUGAAACAGGAGGAAAAGUAAUGUCACAGGCACAGUGAAAGGCAGUAUGCACAUCUGUCUGAAUACUUGAUAAUGCAUUAGAUAAGACAUAUACAAUAAUUCUGAAUGUAUAUAAGGCUAAAAAUAAACUUAUGUGGAAAAUAAGUUGAUUGUAUGACUGGAAACUGUUGCAAGAAUAUUCAAAUAAAUUAUAUAAUUUUGUCCAAAAGUCAAA